AUGAACGAAGUGGCUUGGCAGUGCGGCUGCUACUAUUGCUUUGCGACUAGUAGUAUUGAGAAGAUGACUCGAGCUCCAGGAGGAAGCAUCAUCUCCCUGCUUCUGACUACAAGUCGUGGUGGCAUGGUGAUGACCGGAGAAGGAAGCAAGUAUCUUGACCUUGACCUUGUUUCAGGGCACAUUGACGCGCUGCGUCACAGAAUCGGUCUCAUAUCUGACAUUGUCACGUAUGAUGUUGGAUCUAUACUAGUUGUUCCGAAUUAUAGUAGUUCCACUAACGCCGAGAGAGUUUUUCUUUCCUCCUGAUCCACAUGAACAACGCACUGAAGUCUGAGGCUACCGCGUCGCUUUCAUCCUUGAUGUUGUCGAGUCUUGGGCCUCCGGUUCUUUCGAAACAUGGAGCAGAUACAGCCCUACGCAAGCUAGCUCCUCAAAUGAAUGCACAGGAGCAACGAAGGAAGAUCAAGAGAAAGAAGAAGUCCAAGCGGAUGAUCUAUCCGAGCUGUCUCCUCCUAUAAUAUUGUGAAAAAUGUGACCGAAAAUUUACAGCACUUUCUUCGUUCGCUUUUUACUCUUUUUUGAGUGAGUAUCGGCGAUUGUACUAAUGCGCUUAGCCUACAUACACAGAGUCUCUCUUGACGCAUACCCCUGUCUUGAUUAUUUGCCCUUGAUUAUUUGUGAUUCAUUGAUAUCGGUUUUUGGCCCUUUUUUCACUUUCGUAGCAUCUUGUCCUCGCGGUUUCUUUGGUGUUUAGAUUUAACAAAAUGACCGAUACACGUCUUCUGACUAGUUAAGGUAAACACAAGGUCGAAGACUGCCGACAUUUUUGGCCUUUCCUUCGUUCUUUUUUCACUUGCGUAGCAUCUUGUCCUCGCGGUUUCUUUCGUGUUUAGAUUUAACAAAAUGACUGGCACGUGUCUAAAUACAUAGUUAAGGUAAACACAAGCGCGAAUACUGCCGAAAAAGGUGUCACUAAAGCUCUGCUUUCUGCUGAUCCUGGUACUUCGUCUAAUCUUUGACUACAUGGAUUCUGGGACUCAAAAACCUUCAUGCGUGAGCCCUCAUGUGAAAGAAGUAUUAGUGACACUGGAAGCACGUAACGCGUUUCCAAGAGAUAGGUAACAAGUAUACCC
Molecule: messenger RNA, 1133 nt
Organism: Amoebophrya sp. A25
Lineage: Eukaryota; Dinophyceae; Syndiniales; Amoebophryaceae
Source: the annotation of a GenBank genome assembly